AUGCGUUCUUUUUUAAGCUUCGUCUGUCUUUCCGUGAUUGCCAGCGCCUACGGCGCGAUUGGCCCCGUCGCAAAUUUGCACAUCGCCAACGCGGACGUUGCGCCUGACGGCUUUACACGAUCUGGCGUCCUGGCCGGUGCCGACGCUAGUUCACUUGUGUUCCCUGGCCCAGUUAUCACUGCUAACAAGGGCGAUACUUUCCAGUUGAACGUUAUCGAUGCAUUAACCGAUACGACCAUGUUGACGAGCACCUCAAUCCACUGGCAUGGAUUCUUCCAAAGCGGAAGCAGCUGGGCUGAUGGUCCCGCUGGGGUGACCCAAUGCCCCAUCUCCCCCGGAAACUCAUUCCUCUACGAGUUCGCCGCUGGCGACCAAGCUGGCACGUUCUGGUACCAUUCCCAUGACUCGACGCAAUAUUGUGAUGGCUUGCGAGGUGUUAUGGUUGUCUACGACCCUGACGACCCGCACAAGAGCCUCUACGAUGUCGACGACGAGUCCACGAUCAUUACUCUCGCCGACUGGUACCACACCGUCGCUCCAUCUGCGGGACUCGUCCCAACUCCGGAUGCCACUCUCAUCAACGGUGUCGGGCGUGCUGCUGGCGGUGACACUGUUGCCCUUGCCGUCAUAACCGUAGAGUCCCAGAAGAGGUACAGGUUCCGCCUCGUGUCGACUUCGUGCGACCCCAACUACACGUUCUCGAUUGACGGACAUACCUUGACCAUCAUCGAAGUCGAUGCAGUCAACACCCAGCCCCUCGAGGUCGACUCGAUCCAGAUAUUCGCCGGCCAGCGCUACUCCUUCAUCCUCAACGCCAACCAAGCCGUCUCCAACUACUGGAUCCGCGCGAACCCGAACGUCGGCACGACUGGGUUUGAUGGCGGGAUCAAUUCUGCCAUUUUGAGAUAUUCUGGCGCAGAGGCCGUUGAUCCGGAGACGACGUCAUCGACAAGCAACGCGCUGCUUGAGCAGAAUCUCGUCCCGCUCUCUGGCGCUGCUGCUCCAGGCACUGCGGGUGUUGGCAAUGCGGAUGUCAACAUCAACCUCGACAUGGCAUUCAGCUUCGCUGAUCUCAAGUUCACUGUUAACGGUGCUACGUUCUUGCCCCCGACUGUGCCCGUCCUGCUUCAGAUCAUGAGUGGCGCGCUGACUGCUGCUGACUUGUUGCCCGCCGGUUCCCUCUAUGUCUUGCCAGCCAACAGUGUCGUCGAGCUCUCGAUGCCUGGAGGAUCUGUUGGAAGCCCUCACCCCAUCCAUCUCCAUGGCCACACCUUCGACGUCGUUCGCAGCGCCGGAAGCAGCACCUACAACUACGACAACCCCAUCAAGCGCGACGUCGUCAGUAUUGGCGAGACCGGUGACAAUGUCACGAUCCGCUUCACCACCGACAAUGCUGGCCCAUGGAUCAUGCAUUGCCACAUCGACUGGCAUUUAGAGCUCGGCCUCUCUGUUGUCUUCGCUGAGGACGUUGAAACUGUAGCUACCACCACGCCUCCUGUUGCUUGGGAUUCGCUCUGCCCUAUCUAUAACGAGGCCUUCGGAACCUCGACCGAGCGCCGCCGCAGGCGCGAAGUUAAAUUCUAA
Messenger RNA from Cyclocybe aegerita, 1584 nucleotides. The record is from the annotation of a GenBank genome assembly. Lineage: Eukaryota; Fungi; Basidiomycota; Agaricomycetes; Agaricales; Hemipholiotaceae.